This is a messenger RNA of Olea europaea var. sylvestris, 1089 nucleotides long. RefSeq names its product transcription factor MYB88-like. The record is from RefSeq and is a predicted model, not a curated record. The coding region runs from base 42 to 614 and encodes 190 amino acids. NCBI's taxonomy places the organism in Eukaryota, Viridiplantae, Streptophyta, Magnoliopsida, Lamiales, Oleaceae. The transcript has 4 exons.
UUCUCCAAGAUUUUCUUAAACAAAACAAAGAGCGUGAUCCGAUGAGAUUCUGCUUCGAUGAUACUGAUUUUCAACUUGAGAAUUUCAAGGAGUUGCUAGAGGAUUUAAGGAGUAGUAAUGAAGGCAGUAGACCAUUGAGGCAAACUGAUCCGUAUGAGGAGUCUCCUUCCAGCUCUGAAUGUAGUACAAGGUCGACUCUGCCAUCCCGAGCAACUGGUGAGAAAACAGAACUGUGUCUAGCUGACUUGUGUGCAAAUCAGGAAACUGGUCCUGAGUCACAAAUAGAUCAAUUGGGUGAUUCACACUGUCUUGCUGAGGGAAACAGGAAAUGCUGUAAUGCAAACAUGAAGGAAGUGGAAAAUUUGUCAACUUGUGAUGAAAUGAAAGCUGAUGAUAGAGUUGCCAAUGAAUAUUCUAACACAAAAUUCAGUUCCCCUGUUCAAGUGACUCCAUUGUUCAGAUCACUGGCAGCAGCAAUUCCCAGCCCAAAGUUUUCAGAAAGUGAGAAGCACUUCCUGAUGAAAACACUUGGAAUAGAUUCGACAUCCCCGAGUCCAUCCACCAAUCCUUCAAAACCUCUACCCUGCAAAAGGUCCCUCUUCCAUUGCCUCUGACUAAUCUCACCGAUCAACCUUACAGGCAUAAUCUGUGGAAUUUGGAGUCACCAAUCGACCUGAGUUUUUAAAAAUAGGCCUUUGAAGAUAUGAUUCCCUAUCUAGGAUGCUAUGGAGCAUUCUAGUUCUUCUUCCCCUUCUGAAGUUUUCUCCCUUAGAACUCACUUCGAUUCUAGUGAGAUUUAUUAUAGCCUCUAAUUCUUUUGUUUUGUGUGCCAUGGAACUCGGAUAUGGCUAUCUGUUGUUCUGAUAAAGGCUCGAAAGGCCAAACUAUACAUAACCUAUACUACAAUACUUUAGUCAUUCAGAGUGUGAGAAUAGAAUGGUAUCUAGCCAAUACUACUGUAUUAUAAUUUAUAGGCGUGCAGAGUACUCUAUAAGUUUCUAUGUUGUUCUAAUAUUUUUCUUUUUCAUCGUCUGUAUGAAAUUUAUACAUAUUGGAGUGAAUAAUGCGAUACAGUUAUGUUUGCAGACA